This is a messenger RNA of Schistosoma guineensis, 2830 nucleotides long. Lineage: Eukaryota; Metazoa; Platyhelminthes; Trematoda; Strigeidida; Schistosomatidae. The record is from the annotation of a GenBank genome assembly.
CAAUAACUGAUAUAUAUAUAUAAUUCUUUGUUUUAAAUAUAACGUAAAAUGGAAAUUUACUAAACGUAGUUUUUUUUUCUAUAGUAAUAAUAUUCAUGUAAACAAAGGACUUAUACUUUUCCAAUAUGGCACUUUGAUAUAUCAAUCUGUCCUCUUGUCAUUUUUUCUCUCAUAUGUGCGCGACUUACGGGCAACAAACAUCGUAUUGAAGGUGGGUCUGGUGAACAAAAACGCAGGCCCCAUACGCACUCGAACCUCUGCCCUCCUGAAUGCUAGACCGCGUGCUUAGCCGUUAAGCCAUAUCAGACCACGGAGGAAGUGACUUCAAUAUUUCCUUACACCAAUUAAUCACUCAUAAUACUAAUGAGUAAUAGGACUUACACACUUCUGAGGUGCAAACCAAUUCGUUACUUGGAUGAAUUGACGAAAUAUUGCUUCAAUAUAUCAUGCAUACCUAAAUCAAACAAGAAAAGGGUAUUUGACACAACCGUACUUGAUCCGCAUACUCUACACAAUUUUUUUUGCUUCUUAACCGUAUAUUCUUUUCCGUUUUGUGGAGUAUUCUGAUGCACCCUUGGGGCAACGCUCCUAGGGUAUCGUCCACUGAUGGGGGUUGCGAGCACUUGAAGGUCAAACUGUCGCAAAAUGAUUGGUGCGUCACAUCGACAAUUCGUGAAAAUUUUCAGAAGCGGUCAAAUCAAGACAUUUUUGGAUUUGAAUUGAGUUCAGCUACACUAUGUCUGAUAACGUUCAUUCUUCAAGUAACGAAGACGAUUCCAUCGUGAUGAUGCAUGAUAUAGGCCGAAUCUUCAAUGAUAUUAUGUUAUCUCGAAGAUUUACAAGUUGGGACAAUUUUGAGACCUGUUUGAAAGAAGUACAUAAGUAUACGCAUACUAAGUACGUUAUGUCAGUAUGCAAAAAGAACAGUGAUGAUCCAACUCUAAAGUACUUUUCCGUGAGAUAUGUCUGUACAUAUGGACGUAAACGCAGUUCGUCAGAGUCAGAUGCUUGCGUUCAGGAUGUAGAUGAUGAUAGUAAUAAUCAUUCUUCUGAAGAGCAUACAACUUCUAACUCGCCAACACAACCUAGGCAAAGGAGACGACGUCGGUCAUCUACGUAUGCCUUACUUCAAAUGAAUUUAUCCUUCAGGUCGAAAUAUUGCCACUGUAAAUCAGGAUUUUGGGUCCGGGCACUGAAUGGUGAGCUGAAAGUCACCUCUAUUAAAACCGUGCACAACCAUCCUUGCACAGAAGGAUAUAUUUCUGUCGAUCCAUCGAAACGACAGUUGACCUCAAGUGAACGCUUGUAUUUAAGAACGUUUCUACUGAGUAAUACACCAACUCGUAGCUUACGGUAUCUGGUUUCUUUGAAGUUCAAUAAACAACUUACCAAGGACGAUAUCGCCAGAAUGCGUUCACAGUUGUACCCAGACACUAAAAAUAUCAAUAACAUUUUACAGCGCAUUCAAGGUAAUACUGAAGUUAAAGUAUUCUAUGAAAAUGGGAACAUGUCUAUGAUUUGCUUCAGCCGCAGAGAGCAAAUAGCUGUUUACCACGCGUUCCCGGAAGUAAUAUGUAUUGAUUCGACUUAUCAGACCAAUAAAGUCGGCUUUCCACUGUUCCAGCUAGUGGUCACUGAUAGUCUUGGGCAAGGGCACACUGUUAUGUAUGCUCUUUGCAGUCAAGAACGACGCGAAGAUAUAGAAAAACUAUUGGAAUGUUUUAAAGAGAUAAUGUGCGGUACUUAUGCUACACGCACGUUCAUUAUGGAUUCGGCAGCGACCGAAAUUUCGGCUGUGCAGUCUACGCACAGUCAUUCUAACAUAAUACUUUGUUCAUUCCAUGUCCUAAGAGCGUUUUUCAGGAAGUUCCGAAAUCCUGAUGUGCGCAAAUGCUUGGAACAGCUUGUGAAGACUAGACGGUCUGAUAUAUUUACUCGAAAGUACGAACAUCUAAGAACGCAUUUUCCACGGGCGUAUGAUUACAUAAAAGAUUACUGGAUUGCUAGGAAGUCAAUGUGGGCUCGCUGUUACCGGCGACAUGUAUUAAGCCUGGGCAACCAAACAAACAACCGUGUUGAAAGUGCUCAUAAACACUUAAAAGAAUGUCUCAGAAGAGGUGAUUCCCUAUUAUUGACGUUCUGGAAAAUUUGGAGUAAAACAGACAUUGAUGUACGUUUGCGUCCUUAUGACGCUGUGAAGGAUCUUCAACGUUUUCCUAUUCUUCAGGUUCCAAUGUCAUUUCGAACUCUUCUAAAUGAGUUCACAUCUUUUGCAGCUAAAAUUGUAGCUGUAAAUUAUAAACGUGUUCGGACAAUGAGACACGAAUUUAUAGAAGGAGAAUACAUCCGGUGCUACGACAAGGGUAUGAUGUAUGUUGUUGAUACUUCACGUGCACGAUGUGCUUGUGAGCGUCUCAAUGACUACAUGCUGCCCUGUGGUCAUAUUUUGUAUGCACAUUCUAAAGAUCUGAUUCGCGGAGACUUAUUUCGACAUAGCAACCGGUGGACAAGAAAAUACAUAAUGGACCUGGUUCUUCGUGCGCUGGACAACAUCUCAAUCUCUACAGGGAGUGAUGAUCUGCUAGAGAAGUUCACUAGCAACUACCACUCAAUCCAUGCUCUUAGUGAACCUAUGGCAAGUAAACUCAUCCGUUCAUGCCUCGAAGCAUCGGAAGACAUAUGUGCACAGUUGAUGAGUUCAGUCGGUGCUAAUGAUGAAGCUGCAACGUCAGAAUCCAUUGUUAAUGCAGACCAUAGUUAUGCUUCUUGAUAACAAGAAGUUCUAAUAUUGUAAUCUUUUUAGUUUUACAUAAAUUCAUUUAUAUGGCGA